Molecule: messenger RNA, 378 nt
Organism: Malania oleifera
Lineage: Eukaryota; Viridiplantae; Streptophyta; Magnoliopsida; Santalales; Ximeniaceae
Exons: 2
Coding region: 1-378 (125 amino acids)
Source: RefSeq, a predicted model, not a curated record
AUGGAGUAUGAGAUUCACGUGACCAACGGGUUCAGGACCAACUCUUCAACUCCGCUGGUGAUAUGGUAUUAUGGUGUUCAUCAUCGGAGGAUGAUCUGGGGGGAAGCACUGCAGGAGGGGGAAAAGUUCAGCUGGGGACUCCUGAUCGACUUCUGGGGAACCGUCCAAUUCUCAUGCACCAUCAAGUGGGAUCGUCAGAGGAAGAGGUUCGAGGCAUUUUGGGUUCACCAGGACGGCCACCGAUGCUUCGAUCUCAAGAAAUGCUUUUGGCUAGUGACGAAGGAUGGGAUUUACUUCAACAGCAUUGAGGAUUUGUGCUCUGAACGCCAUAGGCGUCGGUUUAGGAAUCUUACAGGCAUAGUCUCCAUGAAUAGGUAA